CCAAUAAGUAUGCAAAAAACUAGUUCGUAAUGACGAAAAAUAAAAGCAUAUAUAAAAACUAUUUCAACUUUAAAUUCGAAACUUUGGUGUAUCACUUCAACUGCUCUUGUAUAUACCCAAUCAGUUAAUCAACUAGAAAUCUAAUUCCGUUUUCAGUGUUUUGAUUUGAAACAUCGAGCAAGUUAUUAGAAUAAAUUUGUAUCGUUAAAUUAUUUAAGGUUCUUCUACAAAAUAUCACUUAACCUUAUUAUUUGUGGAUUUUCCCAUCUAAUUUUUCUGUCAUGGUUACUGAAGCUGGUAAAGAAUUACUUCGAAACAGCAUAAAUACGGCGAAUUUCCACAACAAAAUUAUAGAACAAAAUGAGAUGUGGAAACAAUGGGAAAUCGAAAGAGGUCUCACUAUGAUGGUUUCAGAUGAUGAUAUUUUGAAAAAGAUACGAAAGAAUCAUCGGUGCUCCAAGCAUCAAAAAAUGGCCGAAUCACAAGAAUGGUCUCGAAGCGGUAUGAAUAUAGACACAGUAGCUGGAACCUCUUCAGCUGACAGGUGGGAUCAUAAUGGAUUUAAAGAGCUUUAUCCAGAUGAAACUGCUGAGAAAAGACCAUUAAAAUCAACAAAAGAACAAUUCAAAAAAUGGGGUCAUAGUGGAUUCCACAAACUAUAUCCUGAUGAAUCACGGAAAGAAAGAUCAUCAUCAGCAUCAUCAAGUUCUAAAAGUUUUUCCAAAAAGUGUGAUAGAGACUUAAGUUCUGAUGAAGAUCAAGAAAGGCAACUAGCAGCUUCUAGUGGGAAAAAGUGCAAAAAAAAGUGUACUCGAUGUGGAAUACUCUUUUACAAAGACAAUAAAGAAAAACAAACUGUGUUUUCUAAUUCAAAAAAACAUGAUGAAAAAUCAAAUCACUACAGUUAUGAAGAUCUAUAUCGCAAAGAAUUAUGUAAACAAGGAACAUUAUCACCUUGUCUAAAUAAACAUGCUAAAAGAGCAUUUUUAUCAUCCUCCCCAAGAAGAAGUGUUCAAAGAUCAUUGUCACCUUCUCCAAGGGAAAUUGCCUUGAAGUCAAAUCACCAUAUUUAUGAAGAACAAUGUGUCAAAGAUUUACAUAAACGAACAUCACUGUCACCAUGUCUAAGUAAACGUGCUAAAAGACCAUCACUAUCAUUUUCUCCCAGAAGACUUGUUCGAAGAUCAUCUUCUCCGAUAGAGCGUGUUAUGAAGUCUAAUCACUACAGUUAUGAAGAACAAUAUCACAAAGAAAUGUAUAAAAGAACAACAUUAUCUCCUUAUAUAAAUAAGCAUUCUAAAAGACCAUCGCUCUCAUUUUCCCCAAGAAGACGUACUCGAAGAAGACCAUCUCCUAGAGAACGUGUUAUAAAGCCUAAUGACUACAGUUAUGAAGAACAAUAUCGCAAAGAAUGCCUUAAAAGAGCGCCCUUAUCCCCUUAUCCAAUUAAGCGAGCUAAAAGAUCGUCAAGACGCAUGCGAAGAUCAGCACAAGAUCUAAAGUGGGAUCACAAUGGAUUUCUAGAAAUGUAUCCUGAAGAACGUCUGAAGAAAAAAUCCUCUAGAUUAAAAAAAGUCUAAAGCACAAAGAGAAAAAGAAAAGGAAAAAGAGGCAUCGAUCUGAAGCUUCUACGUCUGAUAAUGAAAUUUAUGCUGAAUUUAAAGAGUUUAAAA
This is a messenger RNA of Parasteatoda tepidariorum (common house spider), 1673 nucleotides long. RefSeq lists its product as uncharacterized. The record is from RefSeq and is a predicted model, not a curated record. NCBI's taxonomy places the organism in Eukaryota, Metazoa, Arthropoda, Arachnida, Araneae, Theridiidae.